Molecule: messenger RNA, 252 nt
Organism: Dentiscutata erythropus
Lineage: Eukaryota; Fungi; Glomeromycota; Glomeromycetes; Diversisporales; Gigasporaceae
Source: the annotation of a GenBank genome assembly
AUGUAUUCAUUGUGUCUUGCUCUUUUGCAAUUUUAUCUGAAUCAACCAGUAAAACAAGUUAAAUUGAAACCUCAGAAUCAACAAAUUGAACAUCAAAUCAAUACUACCAAUACUACUUAUCAACAGCAAUUUUAUCCGAAUCAACAAGUAAAACAAGUUCAAUCGAAAUCUCAGAAUCAACAAAUUGAACAUCAAAUCAAUACUACCAAUACUACUUAUCCAACUCAACAACAGCAAUUUUAUCUGAAUUAA